Messenger RNA from Xyrichtys novacula (pearly razorfish), 14484 nucleotides. The record is from the annotation of a GenBank genome assembly. Lineage: Eukaryota; Metazoa; Chordata; Actinopteri; Labriformes; Labridae.
GACAGCAGCUCUCCUUCUGAUUGGACCGUAGCCUGUCGGUGCACAGCGCUUCCUGGUUCUCUGCAAAUGGACAAUUGAAGUUGUUUUUGAACCUGCGCUGCGGUGGGAAACUGGUCCUCUUUUGACUCGGGACUAAAAUGUCACCCAGAAGCGGCUCUAACCUUCUUCUGUUCAUCGUUUUGUGUCUCUUUGUGACCGCUUAUUGUAAGUUUCCCACUCUGGACCACAUCAAACCGAAAGCUAGUAAUAAGGUUCAGGGGAGAGCUGUGGUGGAGCUGCUGAAGCGUCUCCUCGGGACCAGGUCCACGGAGUUUAUAGUGUCAGUCAACAAGAGCCUUUCCAAUGACAGCCUGGAUGUGUGUGAGCUGAGGUCCACGAAGAAUAACAAGAUAGUCGCCACGGGCAGUUCUGGAGUGGCCGUGGCUUCUGGGAUUUACAACUACAUGAAAUACUUCUGUAACUGCCAUGUUUCGUGGUCCGGGAACCAGAUGGACCUUCCCCGUCCGCUGCCAAAGCUCACCGGAGUUCUGCGCAUCAAUACCCAGCACAGGUCAGUCUUAUAGCGGACUCACUCGGAGGUUUACCUGAAUAGAUAAAAAUACACAUGAAUGCGAAGAAGUGACUGUUCUUUAGGGAGAGAGAAGGUGAGGGAGGGCUGGGGUGGAGAGUGGGGGAGUAGUAGGGAUACAACUCAACUUACCCCUAUGGUCAACUUAACCCAUACAUGGGGUAACCAUAGGAGACCACUUUUUUUGGCAUGCUAUAUUAUCAAGAAAGUUAUGUUUACACUCAUAUUGUUGGUUUGCAGGGAUGCACAACAUCUUAAAAUAUAUGCAGAUACACUAGUUAGAGACAAAACUAUGAUUUCCUUGAUGUAGUGAUCCAAAAUAUGAAAAAUGGCUCAUCUUACCCCACUCUCCCCUACUGGGAAACAUGGGGUAGUUGAAAACAGAAUACAUUGAUUUGCAUAUCAUUUUCCACCUGUAUACAAUUAAGUAGACUACAAAGAUAUUAAAUGUUGAAACCGAUUCAAGUUUAAACAUCAGUUUGAACUUGAUUGUUUUUAGUAAAUAUUCACGCAUUUUGAUUUAAAUGCUGUGACACAUUCUUAAAAAGUUGGUUCAGGGUCACUAAAAGUCUGGGAAAACUGAGGAUUGCUCCAAAAACACCUGUUUGGGUCAUUCACAGGUGAACAGGUUCAGUGGAAACAGGUGAGGGUCAUGACUGGGUAUAGAAGGAGCAUACCUGAAAGACUCAGUCCUUCACAAGCAAGGAUAGGGACUGGGUUCACCACUUUGUCAAACAACUGCAUGAGCAAACAGUCCAACAGUUUAAGUACAACGUUUCUCAAGGUACAACUGCAGAAAUUUAGAGAUUUGAUCACCUACAGUCCAUAAAAUCAUCAAAAGAUUAAGAGAAUCACAGAAAUCUCUGCAUGUAAGCAGCACGGCCCGAUACCAACAUUAUUUGACUGUGACAUUUAACCCCCAGGCCCACAUCAUUCUGUAAGGGAUUUUACCACAUAAGCUCAGGAGGACUUCAGAAAACCAUUGUCAGUUAACACAAGUUUAAACUCUACCAUGCAAAGACAAAGUCAGAUAUCAACAACAGCCAGAAACACUACAGGCUUCUCUGGACCUGAGCUCAUUUGAGAUGGACUGUGUGAGUGUCACAUCUAUAAAGACUCCAUUAAUGCUGAAAGAUACAGGUUUAGGAGCAACAACUGCUACCAUCAGAGCAAGAUAACAUGGAGACACAUUCUGCACGAGUUACAACAGCGUGGCUUCAGAGUCAAAGAGUCCAGGUAGACUAGACUGGAGCCUGCGGUCCAGACCUGUCCCCCAUUGAACAUAUGUGCAGAAUUAUGAAGCUCAAAAUACUUCAAUAUAGACCCCAGAUAGUCGAGCAUCUGAAAUGGUCCAUCACAGUCACAGUCAAGCAAGACUGUGGAAGAAUUCACCUCCACAGAUUCAACAGUUAGUGUCCUCAGUUCACAGAGGCUUACUGAAUGUUGUUAAAGGAAAGGUGAUGUAACAAGAAGAAACAUGACCCUGAAACAGCUUUUUAGGAACAUGUUGCAGCAUCAAAUUAAAAAUAAGUGAAUAUUUACAACAACAAAAAAAAAACAAUCAAGUUUAUUAGUUUGAACAUUAAAUAUCUUUUGUAAUGUGUUUAGAAUUUAAGUGGGAAAUGGUUUGUAAAUCAUCGUUUUCUGUUCUUUAUUCAUGUUUUACACAAAUGUCCAAACUUUCUUGACACUGGAAUUUAUACACUGCAGAUAAUUGCAUUAUUGUUGAUGGUUUUGUUUUUGUUUCUGUUUUACUUUUUAUUGUAUUUGACGAGACUGGUUUUUGGCACUGAUGUAAUUGGCAUCAUAUCGGCAUCGGUCUUCACAAGAACGACAUCACUGUUGCUUUUUGCCAAUUGAGAAUGCAUCUUAACAGCAGAUCAGCAUUAAGAGCAUAUUAAAUCUAAAUUACUCACUGGCUUGUGUAUUAAUCCGAAUUCUAUUUUUAUAAGUUGAAUAAAAAUUUCACAUCGCUGGACUGAAAUCCAAAAGUUUCUUGUUGCAACAUGAUGCAUGCACACUGAUGCAUCUGACUACGUAGAUCAUUGUGACUGCAUGAAGUAAAAUCCACAAAAAAGGUGCAAAUUUUUGAGAUCUCCUACUCAAGUCUUAGCUGCACAUGCAAGAAGAGCUUAGUGAUUAAUAAUGCACCGCUGCCUCACUGAAUAACAGCUGUAAGGGAUUCAAAACAUGGUUUGCAACAGAAGACAAACAUGGGUCCAUACAUGAAGUUUAAAAACUCCUGUGGAUAUCAUGAGGAUGUUUGUGCACCGACUCAAAGUCCAACAGACCUGACUGUUUGUACAGCAUCAACUUAAAAAAACAAAAAACAGUUGAUGAAACAAAUGACCUCAGAUAUCUGUUUGAUUUGGCAAAGGUGAGCCUACUCCACCCUUUGGCAAAAGUCUCAACUCAGCAUGAAGAGGGUGGCGAUGGUCUUCAGGAUGGCCUCUGAUAAAUCGAGAUCAAUAAUCUUUGUUCGAAUUUUUAAACAAGAGUGUCAGAUCUGCUCACAGUUACUAUAUUUCUAUGAAUGACACCAGCUGUGAGUACAUUCAAACCUUGCCUAGUUUGAACGUCGCUUUAACUAGUUAUCAACUGAUGUCAGUUUUUCAAUGGCCAAUAUCAUUAAUGAGAGAGGAUGGCCAAUGGCUGACAAUUGAUGCUGAUAUCAUGUUGUGUUUUUGUGGGUUUUAAUAUAAUGAUACUACAUGAAAGGCAAGAGCUUGAGUGAGCAUUAUAAUAGGAUUUAUACUGAACACUAGAUUUGACACACUGUCAAAUGCUUCCUUCAUUUGGAGAGACAAUGGUGAUAUUGGCCUUGUAAGGGCUGAUGAUAAUAUAAUGCCAAUUAUGUCAAAAUGCCAAUAAUAAGCCAGAUCAAUCGGUCUAGCUCUAGCUUAAACUUCAGCAUGUCAAAACUUUAAAUCUUACACCUUGCUCUGAGUGACCAACAUGGCAUGACAUGGAAGUGGACAAAUCAUAGAGAGUUAUACCUGAUAGUUUAAAAUGUAUUAAGUUUUUUCUUACAUAGACAAUAGAAAUACUGCAUCUGUUGUCUGUUUCAAACACUUUAAAGCACCUCUAAGCCUCCAGCAUGUGUCAGUUUUCAUAAAGUGCACAUAAUUGAUAUUCAUAUCUGCCAAUAACUGACUUUUUAAAGGUCUUGUAAAGAACUCUGUCAGCUUUGGCGCCCUUCACAAAGUCAAAUAUGUCAUUUAGUUGUGCAAAUGUCAUAUCUCUUUAUACAAUGCACUGACACUUACUCCAUUCCACUUAUUUUAUUAAAAAGUUUGCCUUAUCGCUGCUGGUCUGGUUAACUUGUACGUCACAGAAAAGCAUCAGAAUGAAUUUUUGUCUAUUUUGUCAAGGUCCAAAAACUCCUCUGAGAAGCUUUAAGCGAUUAUUUGCUGAUGCUGAUAUCAUGCAUCCCCUGUCAAUAGUUAAGAAUCAAGCCUUCCUGCUGUGUUCGUUCUCAAUCUUUCUGUUGCAAAUUUGAUGUAAAUGCUCAGCCGAAUCAACUGACUGUGCAAAUUUAUGUACAUCAACAACAACAACUCUGGAGAUGUCCUUUUUCCCACCGAAUCUGUUUCACUCUGCUGUACACUGGAUGCGUGCCAGCUCCUCUCACUGGCAGCUACAGAGCUUCAGCAGAUAGACUCUAUCUGUCCUGAGUGACUGUGAGAGCUGGCGAGUUACUGAGAUGAUUUGUGUAUUUUCUCUGCAACCAGGACUAUUAGUUUCCAUGUCAUCCAGCGAACGAGAAGCAUCAUAAUAAAGUGACUGUACAACCAUACUGUACAAGAAAGAAGGCAUGGCAUGUCUAUGUGUUUGUGUUCUAUGAUGGCAGUGUUUUGUGGGCUUGUAACCUCAACCCCCCCUUCCCCACUGCAACACAACACAGCCAAACCCAUGGGUGCAUGAUAAUGGAGCGUUGUCACACAUUAUUUUUCAUUGUUUACUCUGAGCGCUAUGAACACUUGUAAAUGCGGCCUGGCCCUUUAAAGGACCUUUCUUUCAAUUAUCUGUUGUGCAUUAGACCCGCAUCGGCUCACUCCAGUUAUGUCAUGUGCACAGAAGCUGGAUUGAAAACGCCACGGCAAGCAUAGCACAGUUUAGUUUUCCCAUGACUAUGAUUCUUAGUGAGCGGGCCGAGGCUUCAGAGAUUUACAGGCUGAAGGUGACUCAGGUUGUGGUCCAGGAGUUUAGGGAUCAGUGGGGCCUGUUUGGAUUUUAAAUCAGUUUGUGUUUAAGUAAAGAAUGCUGAUUAAUGAGUAUUGUAAUAUUUGACCCAAAUCAAACUUCAUCUAGUUAAUUGAUAAACUGCAUCACUUAAAGCUUUUGUUUCAUGUCUGAUUAAUAUGAAGCAAUUAACUGAGUCCAAACACAGACAGACUUCACUACACUCCAUUUGAGGGUUUAUUUUUCCAUAAGGACAGGAGGACAUGUCCUGACAAGACUCUGUCGUUGAAAUCACUGCAUGUCUUAGAUCACAUCCAGAAACCAUUAUCUUUGAACACAGUUUGUUGCUGCAUCCAAAAAUGCAAAAGGGAACCAUUGAUAAACCACUGUCCAGAAAGUUGAGGAAGUGAAAGUGAUCUGAGGGGGAAGUGGGAAACUGUCAUGUGAUGCUGUUGUGGUGACAAGACAAUGACGAACCACAGCUUCCAGGGAUUUUUGUAAUCGAGGAGUCCUGCUGAUAAAAUGAUCGAGCUGCAGUCCUGAUGAAAUAUUUGGCACAUCGCUGAAUCAACAAAAAUGAGAAAGGAGAACCUGAACUUUUGAGCAGCUGAAAUCCUUUAUCAGGCCAGAAUGAAACUCCUGAAACUGGUCUUUCUUAAUGUUUUUAGGGCGUUGUCAAAAGAAGAGGAAAUGGUAAACAUGCCCCUGUCUUCAGUUUUUAUUUAAAGCUUCAGUGGGGAACUUUCUGAACAGUUUUGACUCCCCCUGUACUUGUACUUGUUAUCUAAGAAAAAAUAACAUAUCUUACUGUCUUUGGCAGCAAUGUGUCACUUGUUUUGAAUCCUUACUGUCCUUUUGAUCAUCUGGUCUGACACCCACCUCUACAUAUCAGUGUCAGUUUACUCUUGGAUUGCCUUGUCUGCUGUUUUAGGCCAUGAAGAGGCAUCACUGUUGGUAUCAAUCUGGGUCAUUAUCAGCCAAGAACUCCUCAUGGUGGCUUUAAAAUGAGUAUAUACUUUAAAUAAAACACUAAGAGUUAACAGUUUUAACAUCUGAUAUGUUGACUUUGUAAUAUUUUCAGAUAAACCAAGGCUUUAAAUGAUUCACAAACCCUUUGAUAAUGAUUUUUACACAGCGUUGCACCUAUUUAUUUUCUUUGCUGAAACAGUUGAUGCUGCAUGUGUUGCUGCUUUAGCUUGCUAUCAGUUGAUGCUGCAACCAAACCUCCAUUAACCUCCUCUGUUGUGAUAUUUCUCCACAUCAACUGCAGAAAGUCCCGAGAGUCCUUCAAGCUGUUUUCUUUGAGUGUGCUCUGCAGUGACACGUUUUUUAAAUCUCCAUAAACAUUGUCCCCCGCUGUAGAUGUCAUCCAAGAGUUUGUCUUAAAUGGCACUUCAAAAAUAAUGUGAAUAAAUCUGUCAUUGGCUUGUGUUACCAUGGUAACAGCUUCUUUUGGUUGUAUUGGUCGUUUUUCAGAUUUAGAUCCCAAAGGUAGCUCUUUCCUCACUUAAUAUCUCGGUGUCAGGCCAUGUCCCUUUAACAAUAUAUCUUAAAUUCUCACACUGUGUGCGCUUGUGUGUGUGUAUGUGUUGGUGAGUGAGGGUGGGUGUGUGUCUUUGUGUGUGUGUGUGUGUGGGUCGGAGGUUUGGGUUUUAUUGUUGUUAACUGUUGUUUUUAGCCUCUGUGAGGCACUUUGAACUGCAUUUUUUUGUCUAAAAAGUGCCAUAAAAAUAAAGUUGAAUUUAGAGUGAACUAUAUUUGUGUGUUUGUAUCCAGGUUCAGGUACUACCAGAACGUUUGCACAGUUAGCUACUCCUCCGUGUGGUGGGACUGGCCAAGAUGGGAGAGGGAGAUCGACUGGAUGGCCCUCAAUGGGAUCAAUCUUCCUCUGGCUUUUACUGGCCAAGAAGCCCUGUGGCAGGAGGUGAGACUACACCUGGACAUUUUCUGAUAAAGCUGCAGGGUGUUGAAUUAACACUCUCCCUUCACUUGUGAAAUCUGAAACACGCUGCAUACCUCAAUACUGCAUGUUCUUAACUCUAUCACUCUAUCUCUCUGGUUUUUAGGUUUACCGUGCUCUUGGGCUGAACCAGUCGGAGAUCGAGGAGUUCUUCUCUGGGCCAGCGUUCCUCGCCUGGAACCGUAUGGGCAACAUGUUUAAGUUUGGAGGGCCUCUGCCACAGUCCUGGCACAUAAACCAGCUCUACCUCCAAGUAAUGAAACUGUGCUUGUUGACACAGUUAAAGGCUUCUGUGAUAUCUUUGACUUUGGUAGAAUCAAACUCUGAAGGGAAGUAUAUAGCUGUAUGAAAAACUAUGUGUACCCCCAUAAAAACUGCAUAUUUUAUAUAUUAUAAAGUUCAUUUUUAUAUUUACAGUCUGGUAUUUUUCAAAAAAGACAAUAUUAUCAAGAAACCUUAAUGCAGAGUUACUUUUUAUUCAUAUAUUGAACAAAAGUAAUUAAAAAAAAACAUAAUUUCGGCCUUUGCAAAAGUUUGUUCACCCUGAGAGUUUCAAAGUGUCCCAUUCUUUUUACAAGCUAAGACCUUUACCAUCUCUGUAGGCCUGGGGUAUGUGUCAACAAUUGUUAUUAGGGAGCAGCAGCUGGUGCCAGAGUUUCUUAAAUUUUAUGACUCCAUAAACCUUGUGAACCAGUGAAAAUAAAGGUUAUUGAUGCCCACAAUGCAGGGGGAGGACUACAAAAAGACAGCAAAGCCUUAUCAGCUUGUAGUUUCCAACCUUACCUGUGCCCUCAUAAAAUACAACAUUAAAACUAUACAGCAGAACAUUGACACAAGCCCGAUGAGUUGAGAAACAAGUGCUUUGGAUUGAUGAAGUGAAAAUAAAACUUUUAGGUCACAAUAAGCAAAGUUGGGGAAAAAAAGGAGAAGCGUUUCAUGACAAAAACACCUCAUCAACUGUUGGUGGUAUGGUGGUGGAUCAGUCAUGCGCUGGGGUUGUGGUGCAGCCAUGUGGUCUUUUAAAGGCUGUGGUCUUAAACCUUUGAUCAGCUGAUGAACGGCCUAUUUCAGUUUAAUGAUGGUUUGCAAUAAAUUGCUUCCUCAAUUUUUUUCUCUCUCACUCCCAUUUCUUCUUUUUGCAUUUUGAAGCCCUACUUUGAACCUUCAUAAGAUCCAACAGUGAAAAAAGGUAAAUUCUUACAAUUUUUCAACUGGUCUUAAAAUUUUGAUCAGGAAUGCAAACUGCCUAAAGGUACUGACUGUGUAGGGUGCACAAAGUUUUGCAAAUACCAAAAUGGUGUUUUGUGUUUUUCUUCAAUUUAUGAAAUCAAAAGUAACUAUGUAUGAACGUUUCCUGAUAAUAUUUUCUCUUUUGAAAAAAUACCAGUGACUGUAAAUAUAAAUUUUCUGAUACAUGAAAUGCUUUUUUAAGGGGGUGCACAAACUUUUGUCUACAACUGUAUGAGCAGGAACAUCUCCAGUUGAGACUAAGAUGAGAACAGUGAGAUCGCUCGACUAAAACAUAGAGACCAGCUGCUUCAGUAACAUCCCAGAGGAGCUACGAAUCAAUCACCUACAAGUCAUCCUGAACUGAUGAUGUGAUUCCAGCUUGCAGAGUUCUCAUCAAGUGUUUAAGGGCAUAAAGGGACAAAGUUUUCAGAAAUAGGACAGUUUUCAGCAGCUUACUGAAACCACUUUAGUCAGCUGAGUUAUUUAAACCACUUUAGAUGGAAGGUGAUGUUUUUGAAUCGUGCCAUGAAUCAUUUUGCAACAUUUUCUGUCCUUUUGCAGUUUAAAAUCUUGGAGCGUAUGAGAUCCUUUGGGAUGAUUCCUGUGCUGCCGGCCUUCUCUGGAAACAUCCCUAAGGGAAUCCUCAGGUGAACACCUAUAAUUAUUCUACUUCAGUCAGUGCAGAGUAUGUCCCCUGUGCUCAGACUCACCGACAGGAAAACACUGAUGCUUUCAGUUCGAGUUAGACCAUUGUUUGGGGUUAAGAAUAUGAUAAAUAUUCUCCUGUUUUAUAUGAAAAGAUAAUAAGAUAAUGUUAUCAAAAGCUUUUUUAACCCAUCAGAAAUUUAAAAAGAAUCAUCUUUUUGUGCCUCCUCACAGCCUUUGGAGGGGCUCUUCUGUCGUGGAUUAUCAUGGAGUAUUGUCACACACUACUUUGUAAAAACAGCACACUCUGACCUGAAAACAUAUUAGCUCACUGAUUAUUUUCAGGUAACGGGUGUGUGAGGAUGUGGCUUGUGACAUUUUAGUGAACUAGGAUGCAAGGAAAGACUCGCUGAAGUGUUUCUUGUGUUUCAGGUUGUAUCCAGAAGCCAAUGUAACCAGACUUGGGCCUUGGGCCCACUUCAACUGCAGUUUCUCGUGCUCCUAUAUCCUAGACCCUCAGGACCCGCUUUUCCUCCAGAUAGGUUCACUCUAUCUAUCCCAGGUGGUGAAACAGUUUGGCACAGAUCACAUCUACAACACUGACACCUUCAAUGAGAUGACUCCACCUUCAUCUGACUUGGCUUACCUGUCUGCAGUCAGUCGCUCCGUCUUUGCCUCUAUGACGGCAGGUCAGUCACCCGGGUGUCUAACGUCCUGUUUUAAAUCCAACAGUUCCUGUGUGAAUGCUGUUAUUCUGGGCUACAAGUACAAUAAUUGCCCUAGUUAGAUUCCCCUUGGAUGACCUGUUGUCCAACUCUCUUACACAGACAGCCCCCCCCCCCUCUGCUCAUGCUCCCUGCUGCCCUUUAUUUCCAGAACCGUCACCUUCCUGUCCCUCAUCCAGAUCUCAUUUUUUCUCCCCAGUUGAUCCUCAGGCAAUUUGGCUGAUGCAAGGCUGGCUGUUCUUCAGUGAUGCAGUUUUUUGGAAGCCAGCCCGGAUCCAGGCCCUAUUACACGGGGUACCCCUGGGGAGAAUGAUCGUGCUGGACCUGUUUGCAGAGACCGAGCCAAUUUUCUCCUACACUGAGUCUUUCUAUGGGCAGCCCUUCAUCUGGUGCAUGUUGCAAAACUUUGGGGGCAACAGUGGGUUCUUUGGCACGGUGGAGAGCAUCAAUUCAGGGCCCUUCAAAGCCUUGCAUUUCCCGAACUCCACUCUAGUGGGCAUUGGGAUGACACCUGAGGGCAUCGAACAGAACCCUGUGAUGUACGAGUUGAUGAGUGAGCUGGCGUGGCGUAAGGAGCCGGUGAACUUGUCCAACUGGGUUUCGCUGUAUGCAGUACGUCGCUACGGCAGCUCACAAAAUAACCUCACCGCUGCGUGGAGGCUCCUGUUAUCCAGCGUCUACAACUGCACGGUGCCUCAUUACAAGAACCACAACCACAGCCCGCUGGUACGCCGGCCCUCUUUUCGUAUGAACACUGACCUUUGGUAUGACCCUGCUGACUUGUACAAAGCCUGGAAAAUGAUGAUUGAAGCAGCUCCAUCUCUCAUGUCCAAGGAGACUUUCCGGUACGAUCUUGUUGAUGUGACUCGACAGGUCCUACAAGUCCUCACGACAUCCUUCUACAAGGAUAUCUCAGACGCCUUCCACAGCCAGAAGCUACCAGAGCUGCUGACUGCAGGUGGAGUCCUGGUCUACGAUCUCUUGCCUGAGCUGAAUCGCCUACUGAGCAGUGACCCCAACUUUCUGCUGGGGACAUGGCUGGAACGGGCUCGAUCCUUAGCCAUCGAUGAUAAGGAGGCGGACCUCUACGACAUGAACGCCAGGAACCAGCUCACUCUCUGGGGUCCCAACGGUGAGAUAAUCGACUACGCAAACAAAGAGUGGGGAGGUCUCAUGGAGGACUACUACGCCCAGCGAUGGGGGCUCUUCGUCCACACGCUGGUGGAGUGUCUGGACAGCGGACAACCAUUCAAGCAGGACAUGUUCAACCACGCAGUUUUCCAAGUAGAGAAGGGAUUUAUUUAUAACAGACGGAAAUACCCGACUAAGCCUCAUGGAGACACGUACGAGAUAGCUUACAGGAUCUUCCUCAAGUAUUACCCGCAGGCCUUAAAGAGACUAUAGUGAACGGACUACGCUCUGUAAAAACUCCUCUCAAGUUGCAGCAAGAAGAAUGUCAUCCUCCACCUUCUCCUCCGGUUCUCCGCGGCUUUUCCAAAAGAAAAUUUUACUGCCUGAGUUACAGGAACAAUCUGUUUUGUACUUGUAGGGAAGUCAGUAUUCGAUAGUUCUGCGAGGAUUUUCAUUUUUUAUUUACAAUGACCAAAUAUCCACUAAUAUCUUAUGGUAUACAAGGAAAUGAAACCACGACUUAAAGCCCUUUUACUUCCACAUACACUUGUCUGGUGUUGACGUUUCCCUUUACUCUGUUAUGAGAUGAGAUGUGAUUGGUCCCAUAUUUUCAUUCACAGUUGCUAUAAUGCAUUUUAUUUUACUUUUAAAUGCAUGGGAUGGCAAAAGAGAGUCAUAAACAGUGCAUUACUGACUGAUUUUUCAGCCGUCCACCUUGGAAACAGAAGAGGGUCUCUGACUUGGUGAGGACACUAUGAGAUGUAGAUUUUGUCCGGCUCUUUUGACUCUUCUUUUACUCAAAACUCCAAAACCCCACUUCCAAAAAACUUAUUCCAAGUUAUCUAACUUUAUAUUUCUUUGAAAAUAGUGCAAAGACAACAUAUCAACUACCAGGGGAUUCUUCAGAUUUUCUUCAUCUUCUAAUGAAACUGACUUGGGGGUUAAGGCCCCUUUGAGGGGAUGCCAAACAUGUCAGGGGCCUUGUCUUCUCAGUAGCACAUCUCUGUCUUUCUGAAGGUUGCUGCAGUUGGCAUUUUACACUUAUUAAACUUUUUUUGUUGUUUCCGUCCCAAUUUUUAAAAAAUAUGUUACUGGCAUCAAAUCAGAGAUUUUAAUCAAACAAUAAAAUUUGUCUGUUUUAACAUUUGAUAAGUUGUCUUUGCACCAUUUUCACUAAAUUAUGUAAGAUGUCAACAUUUUAUACAGCAGUCCAGCUUUUUAGGAAUUGAAGUUGUACAUUUGGAUGCACCAAGAAUGACAAUCCAGGGAUUAAAAUGAGAAGAUUUACAUGAAUGGAGUAUAUUAGGUACUGAGCAGAAACCAGGAUAUGCCAAGUUGGGAGCAGGGUGAAUCAGUGAUCUUGGUCCAAAUUAAAAACCUGGCUUAAGCUCUGAUCCUGCUUCAUAUGCACGCAGAAACACUAAAGUGACAGUUUUUGGGGCGUUUUCGUGUAAAACCAUAUUUAUUCAUGUUCCCAGCAGGUCAAUAUAGAGUUAACAUAUGUUUUGCUGCCUUUCCUUAGAAGUCUGCGGUUUAGUAUUCUUCAUUUUGCUGGAUCAUUUCAGCACAAAGUGGGUCUGGAUUUCAGCAGAAGUGCAUAUAAACUGUCUGACUUCUUUCCUUUAGCAUCACUCCUGUUGACCAGAGGACAGCAUCAGCUACAGCUCUGAUUCCCAGACUGGGGGGCCCAGAGUUUCUACAGGCCAGCGUAAAUCAGUGAACACAGUUCUGCACUGCUAACAAAGCGUGGCUAACUUUAUUGAAAGGGCUUUCAGUUCGAUCUGAGGUUGAUAAUGAGCGUCACAACUACCAAAACAACAACAAGAAACCAUGAUGAGUCAUAUUUCACCAUCAACAUGAGCCCCCCCAAAUUUCUGUAUGAUACGCUUAACCGUAUAAUGUGACGUAGAGCCGAUCAGAUAGAGCCACAGACGGCGGAUUAUGGUUGGACAAAGUGGUACAAGAAAACAGACUCAAAGGGAAAGACUCAGAAGCAGCAGAGCCAAGGUAGCGCACUUUUUCAUUAGUGAAUCUUACUGGCCAUCUGUAAAAUAAAAGGAUGACACAGAUAAUCAGUCAAAUGCAGAGUAUAGGCCCCGGUAGUCAAGCAGAGCUAAUAAUUGUUUUGCUCUGUGUGUCUGCAACAGUCUUUUUCACUGCUGUCCCCUCCUCACUGGUCUCUCUCUCUCUCACUGGUCUCUCUCUCUCUCUCUCUCUCUUUCUCUUUAAAGCACGGGUUGGAUAAAAGUCACUCUAUCAUGUAAAAUCGGGAGGUUGUGUGCUGCAGUGUCGUUUUCAAGCUGCAAUUCAGCGUUUGAAAAACAAUUCUGAAGACAGGAAUUUAUUAGCAAAGGACUUAGACGACCUGGAUGUAUGUUCAUGUGCCAAUAUGUAUGCUGAGAAGUAGAUGUCUUAAAAUAUUUUCACCAAACAUGACAGAAAAAGGUUUUUCAUGCCACUAAACUGGUGAGUCUUUGAGAUGAAAAUGAGCUGACGGAGCCAGGCUAACAGCUUCCUUUUACCUCCAGCCUUUGAUAAACAGGGAAAACCACAUCCUGACAUGAGACAUGAUCAGUCUAAACACCUUGCAACCAAACACUCAACUCAUUGUAUCACAGUGAAUGGCAAAUGUUUUGAGGUUGUGCUUCUUUUCCCUAAGUGAAAUAGCUGACAGGACUGUAUUUGUAAUGGGCAGGACUUCAGACUCAAUUAAGUACGUUAUAGAAAACACACUUAGUACAGUCUAAAGGGUACUACAUCAUGUAUAUAUAAAUACAUAUAUAUGUAUAAAUCACAAUCACCAUGCAGUCUGGAUGUCUUUGAUCGGUUGUAGCAGUUUUCUCCUCAAGUUAAAAUUUCAUGCUGGAAUGGUCCGUGACAUUUCACCAUCACACAUCGACAUCUAGUCAAAGAUUUUUCAACCAUAAAUAGUUCAGUCUUGACCUCUUGUUCUGGAAGAAUAUUACGUUUUUUCCUGUCGUCCUAUGAUGGUUUUUCAAUCGAAAUAAUAUAUUUUUGUACGGUUUCAUUGAGGUUUUGAUCUGAGACAUUUUACAUGUAAAUCACUUAGUUUCUUACACAUGUUUGAAUAUGAGUUACAGUGGUUUUCUUUUGGUUUACCAUUGAACCAGAGUAAAGCAGGGCAUUGAGAAAAUAACAAUGAGGAAGCUUUCCUGUAUUUUUGACAAAAUUAUAGAAUCUAAUAUAUUCCCUUUGAAACAUGACAUAUUUCAACAAUAUUCUAAAACGGUAAGAUUUUUGAUCAUGUGGCUUCAGCUACAGUUAAUGAUGACUGCCAUCAUACUGUAUCACUUGGAUCAAGUCAAGAUGACAGAUGGUAUUUUAUUGCCCCGCAACAGUCUUUGGUCUUGAGAAGUUCUUGAGCUUAAUCCUGCAGUACCUCAAAGGUCCACUUGAGGCAAGCCCCAAAAGCUGGGGAUGUCGCAUGUACACCCACUUGAGAAAGCCUGUUUUUACAGUCAACAUGUUUAGAGCCUGUUUGGCAGUCUGAUGAACUAAUUUCUCUAUCCCCACACACUGCAGGUGAGAUAUUAAGGUUAUUGUUAAAAGGUCUGUUUAACAAUAAGGACUUUUGUCAUUUUCUAUCAUUCCUAUUCUCAACAUUUUGCAAAAAGUCUCUCUCUUGUUAUUUCUCUUUACACCUUGCCUCCAUCCAGAAAGUUUGUUCCCGUCAAUUUGAUACUACUCAACUGAAAUUUACUGACUUUUUUUUUUCUCUUCAUCUUUCUAUUGUUAGUCCGGCCCUAAUAAUCUCAGGUGGAUUCCUGAAGUUUUAUAAUCUAAACAAAACUAGUUUUAGGUAAAAAUGUUAUUAGGAUGAAUAUUAGGAUCAUUUUUGUGUUUUGGUAGUCACUACAUGAACACAGCUCACAAUCACAAAGUGCCAACCAACACUUGAUGUUGCACAGUUUUGUUUUUCCUGUUGUAUAAAUGUUUUUGUAUUUUGUUAAACUGAUUCUUGAUCUCAGGCAUGUCAUAAAAGUCUUGCAGCUUUGUGACUAAUACAGUGAUUUUAUUCCGCA